This is a messenger RNA of Choloepus didactylus (southern two-toed sloth), 4636 nucleotides long. It is a transcript of the gene THNSL1, whose product is annotated as threonine synthase like 1. Gene Ontology annotation, cellular component: cytoplasm. The coding region runs from base 1620 to 3866 and encodes 748 amino acids. The record is from RefSeq and is a predicted model, not a curated record. NCBI's taxonomy places the organism in Eukaryota, Metazoa, Chordata, Mammalia, Pilosa, Megalonychidae. The transcript has 2 exons.
GGCGUGGCGCCCGGCCGGCGCAGGCGCAGUGGCCGCGCGGAGGGGGCGGUAAGGGUCCAAAAGCGACUCCCCGUCGCCUAGCGGCCCUGGCGGUGCGGGGACUCUCCGCCCCAUUCUCUUUCCCUUUCCCCGUCUUCUUGACUCCCCCUUUUGCAAAGAUCGGCUUUGCCUCGGAAUCAACAAAUGCUUCAUCUGAGAUUGGUUCCUGUGUGUCAUGUGUGUGAAAGUCAGUGGGAGUUAAGACAGUACAUACAAGCUGAAAGAUCAAAUAAGGAAAUGAGUAAAUGAGUUCCUUUUCUUGACAGUUGUAUUUUUACUGUAAGUUAAAUUCUGAGUUAGCUUAAAAUAGUUUAAUAGUUUAAUUAUAGAACAGUUUAAAUAGCAUAGAUUAUCAUUUUCAAAAUGACUGAAAAAUUUCAGAACAUAUUUAAACAUACCAUUUAACAUAUAAUAUGGUUUACUUGCAUUUGGUUCUGCCAUAGAAUAUGUAAAAGUCUACUAAGUGUCUGUAAAGCUAUUCUGGUCAGUUUAAAUGAACAUUGUGGCAGUUGUUAUGCAUUUUACAUUUAAUUAAAAAUUUGACUUUGUUUGGCGUAACAUGUUUUGUUUGAUAGUAAAUAUACUUUCAGAGUCAGGAACUUGAACAGUAUGGAGAAUUGAAGAGCUUCCUUGGAUACCAGAAUAGUUUUUCCUCUGAUCAUUGGAAAUAUUUCUGAAUUUUUUAGCUUUACUCUGGAGUGUGAUAUUUGAGUUAAGUUCCUCCACUGAUGAUAUUUAGAGGAUCAGAUACAAAGCAAUGGUUUCAUGCAAAGGAAGUUAUAGAUAUGUAGUUUCUGGCCUUGUUGCUGAUUAUCAGUUUUUCUUAACUCAUUGGCAUACUUUUACACCUUUUACUUUGACUCUUUUUCAGACCUUUAAUAUAAAAAAGUAUGUGAGAAUGAUUUUUAAUAGUAUGCUUGUAAAAAAUACAUAAAAAAGAAAAUGUCAUACCUUUGCUCUAUUGUUUGGAAAGUUACUUACAUAUUUUAUAAGCUAAUAUGUUAUUUUACUCUGGUUUUCUGUUGUGAAUUCUAUGAUAAGAAAUUUAUGAUUUAACGUGAUAGUCUAUCAACAUUCAUAUACUAAAGAGAAAUUAAAUAUUAAUAUUGUUUAACUUUCAAGGAACUAGUGCUCCAACUCCAAAUAGUCCUUAUUUGUAGGUGUUAUGAACCAAUAAACUAUGAACCAUAAUUUUCAUUACACUAUUCCAUAAAAGAAAAGAAUUUAUAUUAAUUGGAUUUAGUAUUCAUUUUUUUCCAAGAAGCUAUGAUAUUGGCAUUUUUGAAUAGAACUUCUAUUUAUACUUAUCAAUUUUUAAAGUUUUGAUUUUUCAGUGUCUUGAGGUUUGAGAAACAUUAUUAAAAGGAAAAUAUUCAAUAUAUGAGGGUUUGGGUUGAUAUCCAUUUUUUAAAUGUCCCAUAAACUUGAAAAGACUUUUAAACAGUUCAUAUACUGUAAGCAUGAUUAUAUGGGGAUUUUAUAGUCUGUUGAACUUAAUAACCAAAUGUGUUUUUUGUUUUUGUUUUGAAAAGGGCUAAUGCCAGUUUUUAGAUUGGCUUGGGCAGAAAAGUGAAAAGACAAUGCUCCACUUUAACCUUAACCGAUGUCAGCAUCUGAAAAAAAUAACACAGAAAUGUCUGUCUAGUAUACAAGUUAAAAUGGAUAAACAUAUACAGCGAAUUCUUUUAAGAACCUUUGCCCUUGCAGAAUUAAGGAAGUCAUGGCAUUCUACCCACUCUCUCGCUGGAGACAAAAAUAUUGUCCUGAUGGGACCUCCUGGUGCUGGAAAAACAACAAUAGGCAGAAUAAUAGGUCAGAAACUAGAUUGUUGUGUCAUAGACGUGGAUGAUGAUAUCCUUGAAAAAACCUGGAAUAUGAGUGUGUCUGAAAAAUUACAGGAUGUUGGUAAUGAGCAAUUUUUAGAAGAGGAAGGAAAAGCUGUGUUAAACUUCUCUGUGUCUGGAAGUGUGAUUUCCCUUACUGGGUCUAAUCCAAUGCAUGAUGCUACCAUGUGGCAUCUGAAGAAAAAUGGGAUAAUUGUAUACCUGGAUGUACCUCUAAUAGAUAUAAUUAAUCGUCUAAAAUCAAUGAAGAUAGAUCGAAUUGUAGGUCAAAAUUCUGGAACAUCUGUGAAGGAGUUACUUCAGGUUAGAAGACAGUAUUAUAAAAAGUGGUAUGAUACUCGUGUUUUUUGUGAAAGUAAGGCUUCUCCAGAGGAGGUAGCUGAUGAAGUGCUUAAUGCAGUUAAACGAUAUCAAGAUGUGGAUUCAGAAACUUUCAUUUCGACAAGACAUACUUGGCCGAAAGACUGUGAACAGAAGGUUUCAACAAAAUUCUUUAGUGAAGCUGUGAUUGAGGGGUUAGCGUCUGAUGGUGGGCUCUUUGUUCCUGAGAAGGAGCUUCCAAAAUUAAGCUGCGGAGAGUGGAAACGUCUAGUAGGAGCAACCUAUAUAGAAAGGGCCCAAGUACUGUUGGAAAGGUGUAUACAUCCUGCUGACAUACCUGCUGCAAGAUUGGGAGAAAUGAUUGAAACUGCUUAUGGAGAAAACUUUGCCUGCUCAAAAAUUGCCCCAGUCAGGCACCUUUCAGGCAACCAGUUCAUCUUGGAGUUGUUUCAUGGACCGACAGGAUCAUUUAAAGAUUUGUCUUUGCAGCUUAUGCCUCAUCUCUUUGCACACUGUAUUCCACCAAGUUGCAAUUAUAUGAUACUUGUAGCUACUUCAGGAGACACAGGGAGUGCAGUCUUACAUGGGUUUAGUGGUCUUAAUAACAGUGACAAGCAGAGGAUAGCUGUGGCCACGUUUUUCCCUGAGAAUGGAGUAAGUGAUUUUCAAAAAGCACAGAUAAUUGGCAGUCAGAAAGAAAAUGGACAGGCAAUAGGUGUCAAGUCAGAUUUUGAUUUUUGCCAGACGGCUGUAAAAAGGAUUUUUAAAGAUUCUGAUUUUACUGGCUUUCUUACUGUUGAAUAUGGAACAACCUUAAGUUCAGCUAAUUCCAUAAACUGGGGCCGGCUGCUUCCCCAGGUAAUUUAUCAUGCUUCUGCAUACCUUGAUCUUGUUAGCCAAGGAUUUAUUUCUUUCGGAAGCCCAGUGGAUGUCUGUAUUCCCACAGGAAACUUUGGCAACAUAUUAGCAGCAGUGUAUGCCAAAAUGAUGGGAAUCCCUAUUCGAAAAUUCAUUUGUGCUUCUAAUCAGAACCAUGUUCUGACUGAUUUUAUAAAAACAGGGCAUUAUGAUCUAAGGGAAAGACAGUUAGCCCAAACCUUUUCACCAGCCAUAGAUAUUCUCAAAUCUUCAAACCUGGAACGACAUUUACACUUGAUGGCUAAUGGAGAUGGACAACUAAUGACAAAAUUAUUUAACCAAUUAGAAUAUCAGCAUCACUUCCAGAUAGAAAAGAUGCUAGUUGAGAAGCUUCAGCAGGAUUUUGUAGCCGACUGGUGCUCUGAGGAAGACUGCCUGGCAGCUAUUAAUUCCACCCACAAUACUUCAGGGUAUAUUUUGGAUCCACACACUGCUGUUGCCAAAGUGGUUGCAGAUAGAAUACAAGACAAAACUUGCCCAGUGAUUGUUUCAUCUACAGCUCAUUACUCAAAGUUUGCACCUGCUAUCAUGCAGGCUUUAAAGAUUAAAGAAAUGAACCAAACUUCAUUGGGUCAGCUCUAUUUACUGAGUUCGUACAAUGCAUUGCCUCCACCCCACGGGGCUUUAUUAAAGAGAACAAAGCAGCUAGAGAAGGUGGAGUACCAGGUCUGUGACGCUGAUGUGAAUGUCUUGAAGAGUCAUGUGGAAACACUAAUUCAGAAUCAAUUCAUGAAAGCUUUCUGAGGAAGAGAUGUCCUAUGUUUUUCUGGCAGUAGGCAUGCCAUAAUAAAUAUCUCAAAAGUUGAUUUUGAGUACAAUGGCAUAUUUCUGUAAAUAGCUGUAUGUUUAUUAUCUUUUGGAAUUUGAAUAGUCUAAUCACUAGGACUGUGUCCCUGCACUUGCUCCUUGGAAUCUUAAUCUGGAAGUGACAAAAUGUGGCAUAGUGCAUGGACCUCUGUGCCCUUGUGUUUUGCUUUGCACUCAUGAGGGAUUUGUCAGUUUCCACUCUCUUACCCCGGCUGUUAAGUGGACCAAAAUGUCUGGUAGCCCUUAGUGACUUGGUGAUUAAAAUAUUUGAACACCGUUGUUAAGUACUACAUCUGUAACCAUUUACUAGUUCCCUAUUGACUAGACAAGAAAGUUAUUUUAUCACUCACGGUGGCUAACUUGUAUGAAGGAAGUAGUAAGCUCAUAUAUUAAGAUUAGGGCCAGUGUUUAACCCUUCUCAAACUCCAUUUGGACUACAAUUAACUUGGUGUAUUCUACACUGUCCAAGUUAGAUAAAUCCUCUGUCCACUCCACUUUAGCUACUUAUCAUUAGAGUGAAGUUUGAAAAUCAAUUCACAUGAUUUAAAUCCAGGAUGUGGUAAUUAACAGAAUUAAGAUUUUUGAAUAGUAUUAAUAGAAGUACAUAAUUUGUAAUUAUAGACAUCAGCCUUCCUGUAUUAUUUGGAGUCCAAUCUAACACUGAUGUCUCUCUUUCCAAUGAAUUUUGUCUUUUUCUGAAAAAAAAA